Molecule: messenger RNA, 5997 nt
Organism: Phaeodactylum tricornutum CCAP 1055/1
Lineage: Eukaryota; Bacillariophyta; Bacillariophyceae; Surirellales; Neidiaceae
Exons: 9
Coding region: 1-5997 (1998 amino acids)
Biological process (GO): DNA integration
Molecular function (GO): nucleic acid binding
Source: RefSeq, a predicted model, not a curated record
AUGCGUUGUCCGAGGAAGGUCACUCCCGCUGUUCCGGCCCCUGCCGCAGCGACGGACUCACCGGCUGAUGCCGCGUCCGCAUCCGAAGAGGAAGAGGAGUUCGGAGGAUUCGACUCCUCCGACGGUCAGGAGCCUUCGGGCACCGCACCGUCAUUGCCGGCAUCUUCGGAUGAUGAAGUUGCGGCUGCAAUGUUCAACAACGGCAUUAAAUCAUCUGAUGAUUUCCGUCUUCUCACGAAGGAGGACAUCAAUGAUCUCUGCAUGCGGCUCAAAAUGGGCUCCAUGCAUACCAAGCGAAUACUCGUCUUCGCAAAAUGGAUGCAUCACGCACCCAACUCAGUCGAUGUCGCCAAAGAGUUCACGGCUUCCGUGCUACGCUUUGAGAUGAUGACUAGAGCCGCGGCGUCGUAUGAUAAUGUGACUACGACGGCUGCAAAGGCUGAAAAAUCGGCUACUAGCCUCUUGCCUGAACCGUUUGAUGGUUCGCAGAAAAAGUGGCUCACUUUUCGUUACGGUUUCGAAGCGUGGGCAGGCGCAAGUGGGUCCACUUUUACCGCGUGCAUCGCGCACCAUUCGGAUCGGUAUUCGAAAGCCGACCCAACCGGACCCCAUACGUCGCCCCGUGACGUUUCAGAUUUGUUUGCACUCUCCCCAGUUGUCAACAUCACCAGGAACGCAACAAUCUUCUAUACUCUCAUGUCGCUAACCAGCGCUGGGGACGCCUGGGGACUUGUUGAGCCCCACGAGCAUACUAAGGACGGACGCAGUGCCUGGAUUUCUCUAUGUGCCUUCUAUGAAGGAACGAGCCAAGUGGGUCUCACUACCGAGCAGGCUCGCGCGAUAGUCAUGGAGUCGGUGUAUAUAGGACUGUCCAAACAGUUUUCCUUCACCAAAUAUGUCGCUCGGCAUAUCUCUGCCAACAAUGCCCUUUUGCGUAACAAGGAGGGCUAUUCGGACGCUCAGAAAACGAAUUUCUUUCUUAAAGGGAUUACUGAUCCGGCACUCCUUCCUUAUAAGGCAACUGCCGAAGCGCGACUCGAUGACGGGAAUUUUAAUCGGGUCGUCAACUACAUGCGUACGUCCGCGACGAAACUCAGUUCCAAGGACAGAAGCGACUCACGGAACUGGGAAGCCCUAACCCCAGCUAUCAGGGAGAGUAUCUUGAGCGCAAAACGCAGUAUUCCACCCCCUGGCCGUGAGGCCAAAAGGGCUAAAUCCUCAGAUACAGAUAACUCUAGUUCAACCGUUGAAUCUUAUUCACAACCGCCUAGUAGUAAAAAACCUAUUCGUAAACAUACAUGCGAAACUCACGUCCAAGUAGAUUCCAGUACCCCUGAAACCCUACUUCGUGACGCACCCACAGACAUUUCACCCCACGUCACCACCAAAAAAGUGACAUUUGGUGCAGGUGUCCUCUUUGGUCGGUACGCUAAUCGCGUAUCGUUGAAUCGUAUGGUCCGCUCCGGCAGUCAUUUCGAUCAAGCCCCUUGGCGCAAGUCGGAUUUCCGACUUAACGAUGCGACACUAGUUCGUAUUCGUCAGAACCGCUCACGCGGAACAAAAACUCCCACCAAUUAUGGUGAAGCGGUAAUUGAUACUGGUGCAGACACCGUCUGCGUCGGUGCCGGGUACUCUGUAUUGUCAUACACGGGUCGAUCAGUCAGCCUUCGCGGUUUUCAUGAUGACGGUGAAACGUUUGACUGUGAACGGAUUCCGGUUGUCACGGCGGCAACCGCCUAUGAUUAUGACGACGGAACAACCGUGAUUCUCAUCUUUCAUGAGGCACUGAACCUCGGACCAACACAGACCACCUCGCUCAUUAAUUUGAAUCAAAUCCGACAUGCCGGACAUCAAACCGAUGACAUUCCAAAAUUCUUGUCGCAAGGCAAAUCCCUUCACGGCAUCGAAACUCUCGACGGUGAUUAUAUCCCGUUUGAGCUCAAAGGUCAUGCAUCUCUGUUGUAUUCUCGCGUACCUACUCAACAUGAGCUUGACAACUGUCAGCACAUUGAUCUCACUUGUGACCAACCUUGGGACCCCAACAGUAAAGAUUGGGAAGAUAAUGAAGCAAAGUACACACGACACGAUCGUUCUCGUCGUGCCUGCUACACCAACAGCGUACCGGUUGACAUUCUCCCGGAUUGGCCUCCACUACCCGUUUCCCCUGGAUCCGUGGUACCGGAUUUCCAUAACCGUGUCAUGAACUGUCACGGUAUAGUACCAUGCGACAUGUCUCCUAGUGAUGUCCGUCCUCGAGACGUCAACACGGUGAACGGCGGUUGGAGUCUUCAUAAGGGAGAAGUGAGUCGUAUGGAAGUUAACUCGGUCUUAUUGCAUGAAAUUCCUAGAUACAAUGAUGUAUUAUUAACAGUCUUGGUUUCUCGUCAAACCACUGCUGCUUAUCGCGCAGAAUUUAGUAAACCCACCUUGAGUCCGUCUCAAGGAAACGUCAAGCUUGGUACCAGCGUACCUCGUCCGAUAACACUGCCUACAUUGUUUGUGUUGCAUAAAGUAUCAGAGGUGUCUAAGGAGACAUUUAUCGGCUUGUGUUCCGCAUCCUUGGAAGCUGCUACCACCAUCCUCCUGACCACUGGUAUUGAAAACCCAUUAGUACUUCAGGGUUUGUCAUUACUGGCACGGAGCGAUAUCACGCACAGCAGUAAAACUGCCACCGAGGUGGUAGAAGGGAGUGAACCAGUGCUGGCAACGUCCACUGCCCAACCCAAGACCUGGUUGGUUACCCAUUUCAAUAUGGUUACCGCUACGCGGACAACGUCCAAUGCAAGCGCUUUCGCUCAUUUACUUGACACGGUCCUUGCCCUACCGGCAACAUCUCCUAUCCGUUCUAGUCUUGUACUACAUGAGUUAGAUGAUCUAGACGGACUCCUUAGUAUUUUUGAGGGCCAAAUCGAAACUCUAGAAUAUCUCCCUGUAUCAUCCGAAGGUGACGCAACCCCUGUCCCAAUCAAGUUACGUAUGGGCCAUCAACAACUCUUACGUUACUUGCUACUCUGGAUACGUCAACUCGCGCACGACAAAGGAGGUCCCCUCUCGAACUACGAACUCAUCUCUCUCAUGAAAGAAGAUUUCAGUUUAUUUCGACGGUCUCCAUCAACUCAUUUGCCGAAUGCAGUCCCAACACCCAGUUCACAAUCAAGCACUCCUUCGACUAUGGUUGGAAACUCUAGUCGUUCUGCUGUCGCUGACUUUAAACGCGGUGUUAUACGUGAUAAAACGCAUUAUCCGGUGCUCAAGGACGACCGAUAUUGGGACAACUUCUACCGUACUUUUGUCGUUACCGCCGUAUCGCACAAUGUUGAUAAUGUCCUAGAUCCAGCUUACUCCCCUACGAAUACAGAUGACAUAUUGCUAUUCAGGGAGCAGAAAAAGUUCGUCUAUUCCGCUCUAGAACACUGCUUGCAAACGGAUAUGGGUAAAAACAUUGUCCGCGAGCAUGCCUUUGAUUUCGAUGCACAAACUGUUUUCGCAAAAGUGGUAAAACACUACACCGAAUCCACAGCUGCAAAGAUCAGUUCUGGUACCACACUCUCCUGGACUGGAACCGCCGAAGCAUUUAUUUUGCAUUGGAAAAAUCAUCUUCGCAUUUACAACGACACGGUCCCGGUUACAGAGAAGUUGCCACCACAACUUUGCCUCAGCCUGCUCGAGUCCUCUGUACGCGACGUUUCAGAGCUUCGCCAAGUCAACACUACCGCGAAUCUAGAUUUAGCUAAAGGGGGGUCUCCCAUUAACUAUGAAAAUUACCUAAGUCUACUCCUUGCUGCCGCGACUUUGUACGAUAAAGGAAACAAUUUUUCUAAUUCCCGUAGCCCAAAAUCCAAGCGCAGCGCCUUUGUUACUGAGACUACCUUUCCCGAUGAUGAAUAUGGCGUCGAUUACGACAUUGAUUUGUCACCGUCCAUCCUUUACGAAGCGAAUGCUCACAACCGCAGAGCAGGCGACCAAAAUCGAGAACGCCAGAGCAAUGUCAAUUGUGAGCGACCGUAUAUUCCUCGUGAGAUGUGGGAUAAACUGUCCGACGAUGCAAAGGAGAUUCUCCGUGGUAUGUCUUCUCCUAAAGAAGGAAACGCCUCGGCCAACAGCAAGUCUUCAUCUGCAUUUCAUGCCAACUCCCAUUCUUUAACCGAUACGGGACACUCCUCAUCAACGGACGAAUCAUUGCACGAAAAUGACAAUGAUAAAUUCCAUGAUUGCGGGAACGACACGGAACUGCUUGCACACCUUACUGAUCACUCAAGUAAUAUGGCAAAUGGGGACAUUCGUAAGGUCCUCGCUUCAGCUUCCUCCUAUAAGCAGAAUUCGAAGAACUCCCUGCAGUCAAAUAUGCUCGAAUACAGUAUUUCCCGACACUCCGUUGCAGAGACUACAUCCUCCCUCAUCGACAGAGGCGCAAACGGCGGACUUGCCGGAAGCGAUGUUAUAAUCCUUAACAAAACAGGCCGUUCUGCGAGCAUCACGGGUAUUAAUGACCAUACUUUGCCUGAUUUGGACAUUGUCACCGCCGCUGGCCUCGUUGAAUCACAACAUGGACCCAUCAUUGUCAUACUCCAUCAGUAUGCCCACCAUGGAAAGGGAAAAACGAUCCAUUCUAGUGCUCAACUUGAGUACUACAAGAAUAUUGUCGAGGACCGUUCCCGUGUUUUAGGCGGUAAACAACGUAUCAUAACUCUAGAUGAUUACGUUAUUCCCCUACACGUUCGUCAAGGACUAGCUUAUAUGGACAUGAGACCUCCUUCCAAUGCAGAGUUUGACACGUUACCCCACGUUGUACUUACUUCCGAUGUCGACUGGGACCCGUCCAUUAUCGACAACGAAAUUGACCUUGUCACAGACUGGCAUGAUGCCAUACAGGACCUUCCCAGCGACCCGCACGUUGCGACCUUUGACAUUUUCUCGUCAUAUGACUUUGUUCAUCGGUCCACGGCUAUCGAUAAUAUACUCUCGCCAAAUCAACAUGACAUGACCCGCAAUUCGCACAAUUACGAAGCCUUGCGUCCUUGUCUUGGCUGGGUCUCCGCCAACACAGUCCAGAAAACCAUCAUGGCCACUACGCAAUUCGCUCGUGAGGUCUAUAAUGCACCUAUGCGUAAACAUUUCAAGUCUCGUUUUCCGGCACUUAAUGUUCACCGGCGCAACGAAGCUGUGGCUACCGAUACCAUUUGGUCGGACACACCUGCUGUCGAUAACAGCGCUAAAUUUGCGCAAUUAUUUGUCGGUAGACGAUCGCUUGUUACCGACAUUUAUCCUAUGAAAACAGACAAAGAGUUUGUUAAUGCACUCGAAGACAAUAUUCGUCAUCGGGGUGCCAUGGAUAAACUCAUCAGUGACCGUGCCAAAGCCGAGAUCAGCAAGAAAGUUUCUGAUAUUACUCGUGCUUACCACAUUGAUCAAUGGCAAAGCGAGCCCAACCACCAGCACCAAAAUUAUGCUGAACGUCGAAUUGCAACUGUUGAAGCAAAUGCAAAUAAAAUUCUUAACCAAACUGGUGCACCUAAUUCUACCUGGUUAUUGUGUGUUUCCUACAUUUGUUAUUUGUUUAAUCAUUUGGCCCAUGAGUCUUUGCACGAUCGCACCCCCCUCGAAAUUCUUAACGGUAGUACUCCUGAUAUUAGUGUACUCCUUCAAUUCCAUUUCUGGGAACCGAUCUACUACCGACUUGAAGACCCUACUUUUCCUUCCGACGGAACUGAAAAAAAGGGCCACUUUGUUGGAAUUGCUGAUUCCGUUGGUGAUGCUCUUACCUACAAGGUACUCACCAACGACUCCCACAAGAUCCUUCUCCGAUCUAGUGUUCGCUCUGCGUUGAAACCUAGUGAACCCAAUUUGCGUCUUGAGCCACAUGAAGGGGAGAGUCCUCCUAAGCCCAUCAACUUCAUUAAGUCGCGCAGAACUGAGGACGGAAAUUCUUAUGCCAUCCACACGCUACCUGGACAAUGGGGAGCAUUUUCGUGCACGUAUUGCCAGGAAAAUUCUUGA